AUGGUCGCUAAACUUGGCAUCAACGGUUUUGGACGUAUCGGAAGGUUGGUGUUCCGUGCUUCGUUGGAGCAUGAAGGCCUUGUCCCUGUUGCGAUCAACGAACCCUUCAUGGAUCUUGAAUAUAUGAUGUACANCUCAA
Molecule: messenger RNA, 139 nt
Organism: Gregarina niphandrodes
Lineage: Eukaryota; Apicomplexa; Conoidasida; Eugregarinorida; Gregarinidae
Product: glyceraldehyde-3-phosphate dehydrogenase
Exons: 1
Molecular function (GO): NAD binding
Source: RefSeq, a predicted model, not a curated record